AUGAGUGGUGACAGUGGGAACCAGACCACCUGGCUGCUCCUAGUGGGCUUUGGGGAGCUGAAAUACCUGGGCUUCCUCUUGUUCAGCCUCUUUCUGGCCAUCUAUGUGGUAACAGUCGGCGGCAACCUCCUCAUCGUGCUUGCUGUGGCCUCCAGUCGGACCCUCCACACGCCCAUGUACUUCUUCCUCUGCCAUUUCUCCCUGCUAGAGAUUGGCUAUACAUCCAACAUCAUGCCUCGGCUGUUACAGAGCUUCCUGGAAGGUGGGGACAUCAUCUCAUUGGUCAGCUGCCUGGUCCAGUUCUACGUGUUUGCCUCGCUGGCGGCAGCUGAGUGUCUCAUGCUGUCGGCCAUGUCCUACGACCGCUACCUGGCCAUCUGCCGUCCCCUUCACUACCCUGUCCUCAUGAGCACCUGGUCCUGCAGCUGCCUGGCCAUCGGCGCUUGGCUCGGCGGCUUCUUCUUCUCUGCCUUCACCCUGGCCUUGGCAGCCCCUCUGUCCCUCUGUCCCGGCAACAGGGUCAUCGACCACUACUUCUGUGACUUUGCUCCGGUUGUAGCGCUCUUCUGUGGGGAGGCGCGGGUCAUGUGGGGAGCUGGAGUCGGCAUCUCGGGCUGCCUUACCCUGGCCCCAUUCUUGUUGAUUGUCACAUCCUAUGUCUUUAUCCUGAGGGCUGUGCUGAGAAUACCUCCAGGCCACGGGAGACAGAAAGCCUUCUCCACCUGCUCCUCACACCUCAGCGUGGUUGGGGUGUUUUACGGUACUCUCAUUGUGGUCUACGUGGCCCCAACAGACCACAUGCCCCCCUUGCUCCGGAAGGCCUUCUCUGUCCUCUACACUGUGCUCACCCCCAUGGUGAACCCCAUCAUAUAUAGCCUCAAGAACCAAGAUGUGAAAUGGGCUCUGCGUAGGCUCUGGAGGCAGCUCACCUGA
Molecule: messenger RNA, 933 nt
Organism: Acomys russatus (golden spiny mouse)
Lineage: Eukaryota; Metazoa; Chordata; Mammalia; Rodentia; Muridae
Product: olfactory receptor 11A1-like
Exons: 1
Coding region: 1-933 (310 amino acids)
Biological process (GO): G protein-coupled receptor signaling pathway
Cellular component (GO): membrane
Molecular function (GO): olfactory receptor activity; G protein-coupled receptor activity
Source: RefSeq, a predicted model, not a curated record